Molecule: messenger RNA, 601 nt
Organism: Penaeus vannamei (Pacific white shrimp)
Lineage: Eukaryota; Metazoa; Arthropoda; Malacostraca; Decapoda; Penaeidae
Product: alpha-ketoglutarate-dependent sulfate ester dioxygenase
Molecular function (GO): oxidoreductase activity
Source: RefSeq, a predicted model, not a curated record
GUACUCUGUUUCCACCUGGGCAUGACAGACUCCUUCAUCUGGGACUACAAGACUCCACAACAACGCAUCACUAAAGAAGAGGAGACCUAUUCUUUGCUUCAAGAAAUUCACCAUGAAUUCAUUAAGAAUAAUAAAGUUCGGCAGUUUAGUCAUCAGUGGGAUGUUGGAGACUUCAUCAUAUCAGAUAACCUCUCUGUGGGACAUGAAGCAGCUCCUGAAACUCAGCUCCCAAGAAGUCAAGUAGGCCUAAGGGUCCUCCACCGUGUUACAACCAAAGGGCAUUAUCCUCCAGCUAAAGAGUAUGAUUAUCGUAAAGAACUUGGAAAUUGAUCACUUUGGGAACUCGUAUGCUUUUAAUUAUUUGUAUUACAUAUAUCACAUCAGCAUGGCCAUGUUACCUUUCUGAAGCACAUGUAAUAGGCUUAGCUUGUAUUAGUGAGAAUACAGUUUGUAUUAUGGAAAUGCAGGUAGUUACUGAAAAUGUUGUGGAAAGCUUCAUUAAAUUAUAUAAGCAAACAUGUAUUUCCAAGUUAUGAAAUGUGCAUGCCUUACACCCAUACUUCUAAGAUUAGAUAUUUAAUAAAGUACUAAUAAGCAUUCA